AUGGCAACAAUUUCAAAUAACGGUACAACGAAAAAUAAGCCACGUCUUGAUCUUGAUGGCUAUUCUUACAUUAAAGAUCGCUCUUCGGAUGAGAGAACCUAUUGGCGUUGUAUAAAGUACUCCUCGGACCGCUGUCGCUCUCGUCUUCAUACCUGUAUUUUAACCAAUGCUAUUAAGAAACCACCAACUAAACACACAUGUAAAGUCGAUGGCACAACACUUCAACUUCGAGUUUUCAAUGAGCACAUUGCUCAUCGCGCUGUUAAUACUCAAGAAACACCUGACACCAUCAUCACGAAUUGUUAUAAAGGUAUGGCAGAUCCAUCGAUUGCUCGUUUACCAGUACGUGACAAUAUUAAACGUCGAAUAAGACUUUUGCGGCAGAAUAAUCAAAUAGUGAAAGAACCAAAUGAUCCAAACUUUGCUUCUGUUCCUAUUCCAUUGACUAAAACCAUACGUAACGAUCAGUUUCUUCGUUGUGAUACAGGACCAGGAGAGGACAGAAUCCUAAUCUUCGCAAGUGAUGAACAAGUCGAUAUUUUACAAGAUACCGAAGAAUACCUUGUCGACGGAACAUUCAACGUCGUGCCUGAAAUAUUCUAUCAAUUAUUUAUCAUUCAUGGUGUAUUUCGUGAUCAUGUAGCUCCAUUAGUUUAUGCUUUAUUACGUCGAAAAAAUGCGGAAACAUAUCGACGCCUUAUCGCUGAAAUACUGAACAUCGCUCCUCGUUGGUCUCCACGCACUAUCAUGCUCGACUUUGAACAAGCUUCAAUGGGUGCUUUUCAAACAGCUUUUCCUAAUGUCUUAUUAUCUGGAUGUUAUUUCCAUCUGCGACAAAGCAUACAUCGAAAACUACAGAUAGCUGCCUUGACAUUCUUAGAAACAAACUCUGUCAUCAACGGAUUUGAACGUUUAUUAAUAGAUCUUGGCGACGGUUACGAAAAUAUAUUGGCUUAUUUCGAAGGAACAUAUAUCGGAAGGCUUCGACCAAAUCGCGCUCGAAGAAAGCCCAUGUUCGAAAUCAGUUUCUGGAAUAUGAAUCGAAGAACCACUCAGCCCUCGAUGCGAACAAAUAAUUCUGCCGAAGCCUAUCAUCGAAGAAUUGGUUCGGUAUUUCAAUGUGCUCGUCCAACACUAUGGGUUUUUUUGCAGAAGUUAAUUGAUGAAGAAAACGGUAUCCAUGCGGAUAUUUUACACAUUUGUGCUAGUCAAACACCAAAAAAGAAAAAAGGAAAUGAACGACUCGAAAGACGAUUAUUGAAUCUUGUAACCAAUCCUCAUGGAGAUGUCUUAGUUCAACUUGACUCAAUCGCGUACAAUAUAUCAUUGAAAUAUCCAAUCAAUUAG
Adineta ricciae is the source of this 1347-nucleotide messenger RNA. The record is from the annotation of a GenBank genome assembly. NCBI's taxonomy places the organism in Eukaryota, Metazoa, Rotifera, Eurotatoria, Adinetida, Adinetidae.